Molecule: messenger RNA, 566 nt
Organism: Osmia bicornis bicornis
Lineage: Eukaryota; Metazoa; Arthropoda; Insecta; Hymenoptera; Megachilidae
Exons: 3
Coding region: 105-497 (130 amino acids)
Source: RefSeq, a predicted model, not a curated record
ACAUGGAAAAUAUAUGUAAAAGAAAUUGACCAGUAUAGUGAAUCUAAUACAAAUAAACAGGAACUUCUAUGUAACAUUUUGUAGCUAUUCAAGUUAAAUUCAUAAUGGGUUAUUACGCUAGUGGUGAUACACGAAAAAUGACACAAAGUUCUGAAGAUGAUGAAGGUUAUCAAAACCAAUUACCUUAUACUAUAUCAGUUAGAUCAUUAAAUCAAUCAAAUGUCAGAGAUAAACCAUAUUUUACAUUGGGAAGUUCUGAAAAAGUUUCAAUACCAAUGUCAUCGAUAUCGGACGAUACUGAUCGUCCGUUUUGGGGUGAAGAUGAAUUAAGUGGUUCCGAAUCAACGCAACAAUUAAAUAAAAAACAGAAACGUCGGUACACUUUAUCUCAUCGUAAUCGUAUUGCAGUACACAAAAGUCGUUCUUCGCUAUUUCAGUCAUCAAGUUCUAGUUUAAAUUCAAUAUCUGAAGAAAUCUCAUCAGGAGGAAUCAAGUAAGGGUAUUUCGCAAGAUAUUUUGAAGAAUUUAAACAGCUUGAAAAAGUUCUGAAAUCAUGAGCUACCUCA